Messenger RNA from Didymodactylos carnosus, 787 nucleotides. The record is from the annotation of a GenBank genome assembly. NCBI's taxonomy places the organism in Eukaryota, Metazoa, Rotifera, Eurotatoria, Philodinida, Philodinidae.
AAAAAGUAAUAAUACAGCUGGAGAGAAUAAAGGAAAUACUAUCAGAAAAAAAAUGAAUAUAUAAAUAUAAAUCUAUAUAUGUUGUUCGCAGAAAGUAAAAGCAGAAACCACGUUAGAAAAUCGACAAUGAUGAGAAAAACGGUGGUGAAAUAACGGGCAAACACACAGGUGUUUUGUUUAUUACUCAUUAAAUGUUAGAGAUGAAGCAUGGAUGUUUACAACAUUUAUAGGAUUAAUGUUAAUGAGUAUAUAUGAUUUAAGUGUAGCAGAUAAUCCCCUUACUGUCGAUAUCUCUGAAGAUGCUGCUAUUUUUGAAACUGUUAGAAUAACUUCAAAAAUGAGUGCUAUUAAUUGUAAUAAAAAGGACAAUGAAUCGUUGCAAUCGAUUCAAAAACAGAUCUAUCAACACAAAACUGACAUGCUUGAGAGUAGUCGCAAUAUGGUUGAUUUAAUUUCAGAAUCUGAAGAAAUUGUAGCAGACACAAUAAUAAAACUUACUCGACAAAAACAAUUGAAAAACAUGAAUGAGAACGUAAACACAGUCGAUAAUACAUUGAUACAUACGCAAAAAAAUAAAGCGAAAUUUCGAUGGAAAUUACCUAAGAUAAUACAUUAUUUUCAACACUCUAGUAAAUCAAAUAUUAAUAAAGAUGUGUCAUCAGAACGAAGACAAGAGACGGCAAUGCUUCAAAUGCUAAAAUCUGAAGAGGAAAAUACAUAUCUUGGAAAAUCAACAUCACUAAUGGAUGACAUAGAAAAAGAAACAAAUGAUGCUUUUAGUAAGUGA